This is a messenger RNA of Caenorhabditis briggsae, 1608 nucleotides long. NCBI's taxonomy places the organism in Eukaryota, Metazoa, Nematoda, Chromadorea, Rhabditida, Rhabditidae. The record is from RefSeq and is a predicted model, not a curated record. The transcript has 4 exons. Bases 1 to 1608 code for a protein of 535 amino acids.
AUGGCGGUCCCCUACCGCAUGAAAAAGGCUUUCCUCAACUUGCUGCUCACUAUAUCCGCUUGCUACUUUUACACCGUUCGAUUCGUAUUCUGGUUCGUGAACUACUUCUUCCGUGAACGUGUCUAUGUGACUCCUCCCACCGAUCGUCUCCUCUUGAUCUCAGCCACACAGGCGGUUCGAAUGAUCUCAAAGAAAGAAAUCUCAUCCACGGCUCUUGUCGAAAGUUAUAUUCACAGAAUUGAACAGGUCAACAACACUAUCAAUGCAGUCGUCGUCAAACUUUUCGAUAGAGCUCGUCAACAAGCCACUGAAGUUGACACGUUUAUGGCUCUAGCCGACGAGGAGGAUAUUCAGAAAAAGAUUGAGGAAAAACCCCUCUAUGGAGUUCCAUUCACCAUGAAAGAUGCCUUAGAAGUAGAGAAUGAGAUUGUCACUUGCGGAGUUUUCAACAGAAAAUCCACAAAAUGCGAACGCACAGCAGAAGCCAUCAAACGCCUGCAGGCAGCUGGAGGAAUCCUUCUCGCCAUUACCAACGUCCCAGAAGUUUGUAUGUGGGUUGAAUCAGUGAAUACCAUCUACGGAAGAUCCAAGAAUCCCUAUGACGCUCGUCGGAUGACAGGAGGAUCCAGCGGUGGAGAAGGAGCUCUUCUUGGAGCAGCUGGAAGUGUUGUUGGCGUCGGAAGUGAUAUUGGAGGAAGUAUUCGGAUGCCAUCAUUCUUCAAUGGAGUGUUUGGAUUGAAGCCAACACCAGGAGUCAUCCCUCUUAUUGGACACGUUCCAGAGCCAACUGGAUAUAAGACCCAUAUGCUGAGAAUCGGACCAAUGUGUCGGUUCGCCGAGGAUUUGCCAUUGAUGUUGAGAAUCAUGGCUGGAGAAAAUGCCAAAAGCUUGAACCUUCACGAGCCGGUUAAUGGAAAGAAACUUCGCAUUUUCUACAUGGAAGGAAUCACUGGAAGCCCAAUUAUUCAACCGCUAGAGGAAGACAUGAGAUACGCAUUGAAGAAGGCCGUAAACUUCUUGGAGCGAAAAUAUGAUGUCGUCGCUCAACAAAUCGAACUACCAUCUGCCAGACACGUCAUGGAGUACUUCACACUUUCGAUGCACGAAGAUACCACUGAUCCAGCAUUCAACAAACUGAUGCUCUGCACAAAUGGAACAAAAGGAGAGGUCAAUUGUUACACUGAGCUAUUCAAGUACUUCACCGGAAACUCCAACCAUACCCUCUCUGGAAUUAUCGCGGGAAUCAUCGACUCUCGUGAUCCACCAUUCUCCGAAUCCCAUACAAAAGAUCUGCUCUACAAGAGAGAUCGUCUGAAGCGUCAAGUGAAAGAGCUCCUCGGAAACGACGGAAUCCUCCUUUUCCCUAGUUGGCCAUGCACAGCAAUGUUCCACAAUGAGCCCAUCCUUGCUCCAUUUAACUUUUGCUACACGGCUCUCUGGAAUGUUCUAUCUGUCCCAGUUGUCCAAUGUCCUCUUGGUCUCGACUCGCACGGUCUUCCUCUCGGCGUUCAAGUCAUCGGAAACCAGUAUACCGAUCGGAAUCUGAUUGCCAUCGCACAGGUGCUCGAGGAAGGAUUCAAUGGAUGGACGCCAGCUGGUCCAUUGUAA